GGGAAGCGGGGCUCUGUGUAAGGCGCUGGCACUACAGUAGCAGCACCUCAGCGCCUCAGCCAAAGCCAAGUAGUCCGCACAGUGACAGCAAUGGUGCAGCAAGCCGACAGCCUGGACAUGGACAGCAGCCAGCACACUGAGCCCGACACGGAGGAAGGGGAGUUUAUGGCGUGCAGCCCGGUGGCUCUGGAUGAGAGCGACCCAGACUGGUGUAAAACAGCCACCGGGCACAUCAAGCGGCCCAUGAACGCCUUCAUGGUCUGGUCCAAGAUAGAGCGGCGGAAGAUCAUGGAGCAGUCCCCGGACAUGCACAACGCCGAGAUCUCCAAGCGCCUGGGGAAGCGCUGGAAAAUGCUCAACGACAGCGAGAAAAUCCCCUUCAUCAGGGAAGCCGAGCGGCUGCGGCUCAAACACAUGGCCGAUUAUCCCGACUACAAGUACCGGCCCAGGAAAAAGCCCAAAGUGGAUCCUUCAGCCUCCAAGCCGGCCUCUCUGGCUCAGUCCCCGGAGAAGAGCCCCAAGAGCCGGAGCGCAGGCAAGAAAUGCCCCAAGCUAAAGCCCGGCAGCCACAGCGGCAGCAGCAGCUCCUCCGGCUCCGCCAAGUCGCUCACCAUCAAGUCCGAGUACGGCGGCGACGACUAUGUCUUCGGCAGCCCCAAGGCGGCGAGCAAGGCGGCCAAAUGCGUCUUCAUGGACGAGGACGAUGAGGAGGAGGAGGAAGACGAAGAGGAGGACGAGCUGCAGAUUCGGAUCAAGCAGGAGGAGGAGGACGAGCCGCUGCGACAAUACAAUGUGGCCAAAGUACCGGCCAGCCCGACCUUGAGCUCUUCAUCGGCCGAGUCGGCGGAAGGCGCCAGCAUGUAUGAGGAUGUUCGGAACGGAACCAGACUCUAUUACAACUUCAAGAACAUAACGAAGCAAAGCACAAUCCCCCAAGCCACCAUCACCCUGGCCCCGGCCCCCCGAUCUGCCGGCACUACCUCACCCAGCAGCCACAAGGACGAGCUCAUGUUCGAUCUCAGUUUGAACUUCACCCAGCAGAACCCUCCGGUACCGGAGCUUGGGAACCCCAACUCAGGAAACCUCUCCCUCUCCCUGGUGGACAAGGACUUGGACUCAUGCAGUGAGGGCAGCCUGGGCUCCCACUUCGAUUUCCCAGAUUACUGCACUCCCGAACUCAGCGAGAUGAUCGCAGGGGACUGGUUGGAAGCCAACUUUUCAGACUUGGUAUUCACUUACUGAAAUGAGUGUUUUUUUUUUUUUUGUUAAUAAUUAUUAUUAUUAUUGAUUCCUAAAAAAUUCUGGUGGGGAGGGGAAUCUCCAGAGAAAUGGAUGAGGGCCACACAAAUUCUUUGAGCUCCAUCAACGUCUCGGUACAGAUUAAAGGGCUGUUCUUGCAUCUUUUUUUUAUAUAUAUAUAUAAACGUCCAGCCUUUGAAUUUUUGGGCGAUCACUGUAGAAGGAAGAGGAUGAGGAGGGCCAAUGGACAUAGGGGAAUGAAGAAAAGGAGAUUGUUUUAAAAAAAAAAAAACACAAGCGGUCUGGAAAAUGGUCUGGCAGAACAAAAAUGUCUUAUUUCUUGGCAGCUCAAGGGGGGGGGGGGGGCACUUUUUAUUAUUUUUUAAUGUUAUUCUGCUGGAAAAAGGAACUGACAACAAGAUUUUUUUUUAUUUUUCAUUUCUGGAAGGAGAAAAAAAAACUGAUCUCUUCUAUGCAUCUGAUUCUCAAUCUGCAGGGAGUUGCAACAUGCAGACAGGACUACACAACUGCUACACUACACAAACACACAACUACAGAACUGUGAACUGAUUCUCAACUCAGAGAGUUUACUUCUUACAGGUCAAACACCAAUGUACAGGUUUUUUUUUGUUCUUCUCUGGUCACAAUGUGAUUUUUACUUGCCAACAACUACUUUAUAAUUUUUUUUUUUAUUAUUAUUUGUAACCGGUUCCCUUUAUUACCUCCUUGAAUCCAGACAACCCAGACCUCAGUACAAAAAAAAAAAAAAA
This is a messenger RNA of Xenopus tropicalis (tropical clawed frog), 2009 nucleotides long. RefSeq names its product SRY-box 11 (gene sox11). Lineage: Eukaryota; Metazoa; Chordata; Amphibia; Anura; Pipidae. The record is from RefSeq and is marked provisional. Gene Ontology annotation, cellular component: nucleus. Gene Ontology annotation, molecular function: sequence-specific DNA binding; DNA-binding transcription factor activity, RNA polymerase II-specific.